CGCAGAAUCUUUUAGACGCAGUCCAAACACAGCCUCCCAUCCUCAGAGAGUGAAGCCAUGAGCUUGCAAUGUUGCUUGGGAUUGGGAGGGACGACCUUCCACACCCUCAAACUCGCAGCAAUUCCAUCAUCUUACUCUUCCAUUUUCAGACCCCUCUCCAAAACCCUAACCCUAGACCUCCUUCUCCAUCCCCACCAUUCUCCCCGAAGGCCCUCACUUCCACUUUUCGCCAGAGCUCUCUCAGCCCCAGCCAUCCAAACCACAAUUCCCGAAGAUAAAGUUGUGAAACCUCAAUGGAAAGCGUCCAUAGAUUUCAAGUGGAUUCGGGACAAUAGAGUCGAUGUUGCUGCCAACAUUAGGAACCGACAUUCCAAUGCUGACUUGGAACUGGUUCUUCAACUGUAUGAGAGAUUGUUAAAUGUUCAGAAGGAAGUUGAAAGGCUUCGUGCUGAAAGAAAUGUGGUUGCGAACAAGAUGAAAGGAAAACUGGAACCCUCUGAGCGUCAAAAGCUAAUAGAAGAAGGAAAGAGUCUAAAGGAAGGACUUAUUACUCUGGAGGAAGACUUGGUUAAACUUACAGAUGAGUACUUAUGGGAAUCACAUAUUUCCUAAUAAGCACAACGUAUACCAAAUAUGACCCAUCCAGAUGUUCCAGUGGGAGGGGAAGAUUGUUCUGUAUUGAGAAAAAUGGUUGGGAGUCCUCGGGAGUUUGGCUUCCAUAUUAAAGAUCACUUUCAACUUGGGAAAGACCUAGAUCUCAUUGAUUUUGAUGCUGCUGCAGAGGUCAGCGGGUCAAAAUUCUACUACCUGAAGAAUGAAGCAGUUUUACUAGAGAUGGCACUUGUAAACUGGACGAUCUCGGAAGUCAUGAGAAGGGGCUUUACACCCCUUACAACCCCGGAAAUUGUGAGGUCUUCUGUUGUUGAAAAAUGUGGCUUCCAACCUCGUGGAGAAAAUACCCAGGUUUAUUCUGUAGAGGGUAGUGAUCAAUGCCUUAUUGGCACUGCAGAGAUUCCAGUGGGGGGAAUUCAUAUGGAUUCUAUUCUCACAGAAUCGUCGUUACCAUUAAAGUAUGCAGCUUUCUCCCAUUGCUUUCGUACUGAAGCUGGUGCUGCAGGCGUGGCAACAAGGGGCCUUUAUCGAGUCCACCAGUUCAGCAAGGUGGAGAUGUUCAUCCUUUGCCAACCUGAAGAAAGCGAUUCUUACCAUGAGGAAUUAAUUGGAAUUGAAGAGGACCUGUUCUCAUCACUAGGCUUUCAUUUUAAAACUAUAGAUAUGGCUUCAGGGGAUUUAGGUGCACCUGCUUAUCGGAAAUUUGAUGUGGAGGCAUGGAUGCCAGGUUUAGGACGUUUUGGUGAGAUAUCAAGUGCAUCAAAUUGUACCGACUACCAAAGUCGUCGACUAGGAAUCCGUUACCGUCCCGAAGCAUCAUCAACAAAUCCCAAGAAGGGUAAAGGCAAUCUUGCUCCAACACAGUUUGUGCACACAUUAAAUGCCACGGCCUGUGCUGUUCCGCGGAUGAUCAUAUGUUUGCUUGAGAAUUAUCAACAAGAAGAUGGUUCCAUCGUAAUCCCUGAGCCAUUAAAACCCUUUAUGGGUGGGCUUGAGGUCAUUACUCCAAAGUCCAGAUAGAAAAAUGGGAUAUCAGAUUUAUUUUUGGUAUUAUAGAUGAUAGUAUUUUUUACUGUAUUGGUAUCAGUAAAAGGUGGAAAGUUGAGCUUGUUGACUGAACAACAAUUUCCUUUCAAAUUUUGAGUUAAGUAUGUUGAAUUUUGAUUUUCUCCUGAUAAAAAUUUUGUAUUGAUAAUU
This is a messenger RNA of Camellia sinensis, 1809 nucleotides long. The record is from RefSeq and is a predicted model, not a curated record. Lineage: Eukaryota; Viridiplantae; Streptophyta; Magnoliopsida; Ericales; Theaceae.